Mitosporidium daphniae is the source of this 1638-nucleotide messenger RNA. RefSeq lists its product as uncharacterized. Gene Ontology annotation, molecular function: protein binding. The coding region runs from base 1 to 1638 and encodes 545 amino acids. Gene Ontology annotation, cellular component: 90S preribosome; small-subunit processome; nucleus. The record is from RefSeq and is a predicted model, not a curated record. Lineage: Eukaryota; Fungi; Microsporidia. The transcript has 3 exons. Gene Ontology annotation, biological process: maturation of SSU-rRNA from tricistronic rRNA transcript (SSU-rRNA, 5.8S rRNA, LSU-rRNA).
AUGGUCCUUCCAGUUCAGCACUAUGAUAACACUAAAAUUUACAAUGUUUCUGGCUACAACACAGCCAAGCUACCGGAAUGGCUGAUAAAUAAACACAAAAAGAGGUUAAAGAGAGACGCAGAUUUCGGCAAACGGAUAGACUUGAUCCAAGAUUUUGAAUUUCCAGAAGCCUCAAAUCGGCUAAUGCUAACGCAGGAUGGUCAGAGUAUCGUGGCCACCGGUAUUUACAAGCCCCAAAUCAGGGUUUUUGAUCUCAACCACCUAUCUUUAAAAUUUGAACGCCAUACAAAUGCCGAAACAAGAUCUUUUGUGCUGUUAGAAGACGACUGGACAAAGCUAGCUCUUCUACAGUCUGACAGGACCGUUGAAUUCCAUACACAGGCUGGACUUCAUUAUUCAACGAGGAUACCAAAGGCUGGAAGAGAACUCCUUUAUGACAAAGUUUCUGCCGAUCUUCUAAUUUGCGGAUCAUCGUCCGAAAUUUAUCGCUUGAAUUUAGACCAGGGGCGGUUUUUAGCUCCACUUGAAACCGGAAUCAAUGGGCUAAGACAUUUUUCGUCCGUCGACUCGAUUGAACAAAGUUCGCAGCAUCGGCUACUUGCCAUUGGAGGCGAUGGUGGCUUCGUUAUGCUGUGUGACCUGAGGCACCGGAAACCCGUUGGUAGGCUGCCGUUGCCCCGAAACCCCAUUGUCAACUCGACCUCCGUUUCUACAAUGAAGUUUUUUCCGGACGGCCUAAACUUGGCGGUCGGGCUGCAUUCGGGCUCUGUCUUUAUAUAUGAUAUCAGAUCUCCUGACCCGAUAUUGGAAAAAGAGCAUCAGUAUGACCUGCCAAUCAAAAAAAUCGAUUAUCAUGAAAGCAGCCACCAAGUUGUCUCAGCAGACGCUAAGAUAGUCAAAGUCUGGGAUCGCGUCUCAGGCCAGUUGAUGGCCACCAUUGAGCCGCCAUCGCAACUUAAUGACCUCUGUAUACAGCAAAAAACAGGGAUUUUUCUGAUGGCCAACGAAGGGCCACAAAUGCAAAGCUUUUUCAUACCGGCCCUCGGCCCUGCCCCAAAAUGGUGCUCGUUUUUGGAUAACAUCACGGAGGAGAUGGAAGAGAGCCCCCAACCGACCGAGAGAAGACCUUUCAAGGUUUGUGUUGCAUUUGAACGUUUACCUUUUAGCCUGUGUCUGUCCCAUUUGAUUGGAACAAACAUUUUGAAGCCCUACAUGCACGGCUUUUUUAUCGAUUUCAGGCUAUAUGAAAAGGCCAAGGCCAUUGCAAAUCCGUUUGCUUACGAAGAGUACAAGAAAAAACUUGUCAAGGACAAGYUUGCAAAGGAAUCGUCCACCAGAAUUACACGCAAGAACCUUCCAAAGGUCAAUUCUGAACUUGCAGAAAGACUACAGAGCUCUUCCAAAGAUCCUUCCUGUUCCGCGCUUGUUGAUUCCCGCUUUACAGAGCUGUUUUCAAACGCUGACUUUGAAAUCGACCAUGAAUCCAAAGAGUUCAGGCGGCUAAACCCAUCGCUCACGCCUGCAAAGACCACCGCAGAUACAAAGAAAAUCACCCAAAUAUCCACCACAAACAAACACCCUGUUUCCGACGAUGAAGAUGUAGAUUCUGACGAUGAAGAAUAUGGAAUUAGGCGGUGA